AGCCAGUUAUCAGAGAAGAAAUAGUUCUUACUUCAAAAGAUAAACAAACACAAAAAAUAAGUUGCUGGUUCCUAAUAGGAAAAAUACAUUUUAAUAAUUGUGCGAUGAGAAGCUGCUUACGUACACAUUGCAGAUCAAAUAUUUGGAGUUAAGAUGUCAGUCACAUAGGUGAGUGAUUGUAACUUUAUUGCCAUUAAAAGAUUUCAAAUUGCAUUCGUGCUUCUGUGUACACAUAAUGAAAAAUGGGCAAAAUAAUGAAGAUUGAUAAUUCCCUGCGUCUGCUGUCUAAUUCUGCUGUCUGCUCUUCUACGAUGCCGCGUCUCUAAUUGUACACAGUUAAUGAUAGCUAGGAGUAUAAAGUUGUCGCCCAUCAAUAAAAAUUACACAGUUGGUUAAAAAAAAAACUAUCAAAAUAGUUUCACACAAGGAAAAUAUUCUAUUUUUAUGUCAUUGGAAUGAUGCUCCCCAUUUCCUACGACUUGGUGUGGUGAGUAGAUCUUCAUGGAGGAACACGGAGUGACCCAAACUGAACACAUGGCUACCAUAGAAGCCCAUGCAGUGGCCCAGCAAGUUCAGCAGGUCCAUGUGGCUACCUACACUGAACACAGUAUGUUGAGUGCUGAUGAAGACUCACCUUCUUCUCCUGAAGACACCUCGUAUGAUGAUUCAGACAUACUCAACUCCACAGCGGCUGAUGAGGUAACAGCCCAUCUGGCUGCUGCAGGUCCUGUGGGAAUGGCUGCUGCUGCUGCUGUGGCAACAGGAAAGAAACGGAAACGGCCUCAUGUGUUUGAGUCUAAUCCGUCUAUCCGGAAGAGACAGCAAACACGUUUGCUUAGGAAACUUCGAGCCACAUUAGAUGAAUAUACUACUCGAGUAGGACAGCAAGCUAUUGUCCUUUGUAUCUCACCCUCCAAACCCAACCCUGUCUUUAAAGUGUUCGGUGCAGCACCUUUGGAGAAUGUGGUCCGUAAGUACAAGAGCAUGAUCCUGGAAGACCUGGAGUCUGCCCUGGCAGAGCACGCCCCUGCGCCACAGGAGGUUAACUCAGAGCUGCCGCCUCUCACCAUCGAUGGAAUUCCAGUCUCUGUGGACAAAAUGACUCAGGCCCAGCUUCGGGCAUUUAUUCCAGAGAUGCUGAAGUACUCCACAGGUCGGGGAAAACCAGGCUGGGGUAAAGAAAGCUGCAAGCCCAUCUGGUGGCCUGAAGAUAUCCCAUGGGCAAACGUUCGGAGCGAUGUCCGCACAGAAGAGCAAAAGCAGAGGGUUUCAUGGACCCAGGCACUACGGACCAUAGUUAAAAACUGUUAUAAACAGCAUGGGCGGGAGGACCUUUUGUAUGCUUUUGAAGAUCAGCAAACACAAACACAGGCCACAACCACACACAGUAUAGCCCAUCUUGUACCAUCACAGACUGUAGUCCAGACCUUUAGUAACCCUGAUGGCACUGUCUCGCUUAUCCAGGUUGGUACAGGGGCAACAGUAGCCACAUUGGCUGAUGCUUCAGAAUUGCCAACCACAGUCACUGUUGCCCAAGUGAAUUAUUCUGCUGUGGCUGAUGGAGAGGUGGAACAAAAUUGGGCCACGUUACAAGGAGGUGAGAUGACCAUCCAGACGACACAAGCAUCAGAGGCUACCCAGGCAGUGGCAUCAUUGGCAGAGGCUGCAGUGGCAGCUUCUCAGGAAAUGCAGCAGGGAGCCACAGUCACCAUGGCACUCAACAGCAACCAGUCCAGCCUGACUUCCAGCUCAAGCCUUCUGGUCAAGGGACAUGGGUCCCUUUUGCUUUAUCCUAUUCUGUGCUCCUUAACAGACCAAAAGCAGCAAGAUAAUUGUUUACAGCAAGAAGAGAUUAAAAGUAGAAGGCCAGUUAAGAAGAGGCAGUCCAGCGAAGCUGCCGCCCAUGCUGUCGCCACCCUGGCUGAGGCCACCUUGCAAGGGGGGGGACAGAUAGUCCUGUCUGGGGAAACCGCAGCAGCUGUCGGAGCACUUACUGGAGUCCAAGAUGCUAAUGGAGUAAUCACCGGUUCUACCCAAUUCUGGAAGACCCCUCGAGGACUGGUCCAGAUCCCUGUGAGCAUGUACCAGACUGUGGUAACCAGCCUCGCCCAGGGCAAUGGGCCGGUGCAGGUGGCCAUGGCCCCUGUGACCACCAGGAUAUCGGACAGCGCAGUCACCAUGGACGGCCAGGCUGUGGAGGUGGUGACGUUGGAACAGUGACAUGCAGCCAUAUCAUGGCAUCGUUUUCUAGUCUACUUCAAAAUUUUUUACACGUUUGCAGAGGUGCAAUCAAAUGAAAUUAAGUCUCUCGACUUUGGAAGAAAAGUUUUGUUAACCUUUUUUUUAAAAAGGAAGAAAGGCAGCGGAUUUUGGAAUUGCAUUUUUUUAAAGCACCACUCUUGAUUUUCUGGGAUUGGUGGAACAAGAUACUGCGUUGUCAAUUUCACUGUCCCCAAAAAGCCAAAUUGUGGCAAGGACUUCUUUCUGCGAAAACGUGUGUAUAGUUCCGUGUUUGUAUGUGUGAGUGUGAAUAUAUGUAUAUGUGUACAUAUGGAUAUACGCAUUUACAUAUAUAUAAAGUAUAUAUAUGUGUGUGUGUAUGUAUAUGUGUGUAUGUAUACAUGUGUGUGUAUGUAUAUGUAUAUAUAUAUAUAUAUAAAUAUAUAUAUAUAUAUAUAUAUAUAAUGUAUGUAUGAAACCCGCAUGGAAUUAUCUGUAUGAGAUCAAGGUGAGCUGUGGAAAAAAUAAUUCACCCAGUUUAGUGGGUGUUGGGUACGUGGCCAGACACAGCCACCGGUUUUUGUUCAUACCAGGGUCAUGCGUUGAGCUACUGACAAACUCAGGCAGAGGUGACCAUGCCCUUCACCAAAGCUGCCUCCCAGUGGCCACCCAGAACUCUCCCUGCUGGACUUGCCUGAGGAAGGAUGUUCCAGAAUGGGGUGAGGUCCAGAAAUUGUGCUUGCAGGGUCCAGGGCCUCGUGGUCUGGCAGCUGGGACGCUCCUCGGGCUGGCCCAGGUGCUGACCUUGCCACGGGCAAGUGAACGUCCUUAAAACUCCCAGGCAGGGGUGAGAGGGUUUUCCUCAGCCUCCCAUCUCCUCCCCUCCCGAGGAAACCUUCUUGAUCUCAUGACUAUUAACAUGUCACUUUGGUUUUAAGGUCAGUCCUGAAUUGGUCGUGUAUAUGAAUUGAAGGUAACAGAAGUAUUAAGGGUUUGAGGAGUGCGUGCGUGUUAAGUGUGCUUGUGAGUGUGUGCGUGGUGGGGAGAGAA
Messenger RNA from Lagenorhynchus albirostris (white-beaked dolphin), 3270 nucleotides. It is a transcript of the gene NRF1, whose product is annotated as nuclear respiratory factor 1. Gene Ontology annotation, molecular function: RNA polymerase II cis-regulatory region sequence-specific DNA binding; DNA-binding transcription factor activity, RNA polymerase II-specific. The record is from RefSeq and is a predicted model, not a curated record. Gene Ontology annotation, cellular component: nucleus. Lineage: Eukaryota; Metazoa; Chordata; Mammalia; Artiodactyla; Delphinidae. Gene Ontology annotation, biological process: regulation of transcription by RNA polymerase II. The transcript is spliced from 14 exons. Bases 502 to 2220 code for a protein of 572 amino acids.